AUGGAUUUGAGACCAGCCAUGCGUUCUACUCUGCUGCUUCUGGUGCUCCUGCUUCCUUUUUCCGCAAAUGCGUCGAGCAAACUCUAUAUUGUGUAUAUGGGAGAGAAGCAGCAUGAUGAUCCAUCCGUGGUUACCGCGUCACACCAUGAUGUACUGACCUCUGUUUUCGGAAGUAAGGAUGAAGCCCUGAAGUCUAUAGUAUACAGUUACCGGCACGGAUUUUCCGGUUUUGCAGCGAUGCUAACUGAAACACAAGCUGAGUUCCCUGCAGAAUUUCCUCAAGUUCUAUCCGUAAAGCCAAACACUUAUCACAAGGGGCAAACAACUCGGAGCUGGGAUUUUCUUGGUCUUGACUACUACCAGUCACCACGUGGUUCUGCCGGCCUCCUCCAGAAAGCAAAGUACGGCGAAGAUAUCAUCAUUGGUGUCAUCGAUUCAGGUAUUGACCCCGAGGACCUCAAGGGCGAGUAUAUGUCCCCAAGGGACUUGAGUGGCCAUGGCACGCAUGCAGCCUCGACCAUCGCUGGAAACCGCGUGUGGAAUCAGAACAUUAUGAAGCGAAGGGAGUACAAGGUUAUUUGGGGCCACGGUUUGAGAAGUAGUGACACAGCUGUCAUUAAGGCCAUUGACCAUGGGGAAUCAUUUCAGAACGGCACGUCGUACGCGCUGGCAUCGUGCGCCCACGCAAGCAGCUCCCAGCGCGAGACGCGUCAGUCGCCAGGGGGUGAAGAAGGCGAGAUACGGUGCUACUACCAAAGAGUCUUUUUGCUGGAACCGGAUCCUGGAGAUGCUGGAACCAUCUUCUAUUUUUGCUGCAACCAGCAGCUACCGGGGUGA
Molecule: messenger RNA, 837 nt
Organism: Triticum aestivum (bread wheat)
Lineage: Eukaryota; Viridiplantae; Streptophyta; Magnoliopsida; Poales; Poaceae
Product: subtilisin-like protease SBT3.9
Exons: 7
Coding region: 1-837 (278 amino acids)
Biological process (GO): proteolysis
Molecular function (GO): serine-type endopeptidase activity
Source: RefSeq, a predicted model, not a curated record